Hevea brasiliensis (rubber tree) is the source of this 5919-nucleotide messenger RNA. Its product is annotated as NF-X1-type zinc finger protein NFXL1. The record is from RefSeq and is a predicted model, not a curated record. Bases 242 to 5869 code for a protein of 1875 amino acids. Gene Ontology annotation, biological process: regulation of DNA-templated transcription; potassium ion transmembrane transport. Gene Ontology annotation, cellular component: nucleus; membrane. The transcript is spliced from 11 exons. Lineage: Eukaryota; Viridiplantae; Streptophyta; Magnoliopsida; Malpighiales; Euphorbiaceae. Gene Ontology annotation, molecular function: DNA-binding transcription factor activity, RNA polymerase II-specific; zinc ion binding; RNA polymerase II transcription regulatory region sequence-specific DNA binding.
GCCACCAAGCCUCUUGGCCUCUUUCCCUGACCAGUAAACCACGAGAGUUCUUCCAAACCCCAGAGGGAAAACCUACCCUCUCUUCCUUCUUAUAUAUCUCCAAACAAAUCGGAAACUUGAGUAGUAAAUCAGGAAUAAAAGAGAAAAACUUGCAGAGACAGAGCUGCGUAUUACUUGGAUCAAAGUUUCUUGCUCAUCAGCGGUGGAGGAUACGAGUUGUAGUCAUCUUUCUUGUCAGAGUAUGAGCUUUCCAUCCCGAAAUGAUCAAAGGGAUAGGACUAGUAGAUUCCCCAACCAAUAUGCUCGCCAAACGUGGGUUCCAAGAGGAUCCGGCCCUACUGCUGUUGUGAACCCGCCUUCAAGAUUCGAUUCAACACCGAAUGGAAUUGGCAGUGUACGCUUCAAUCAUACCACUGCUCCACCCAAUCCUAGGCAUAGUGGCAAUGGCAACGCCUCUAGGAGUCGCAAGCCUUGGCCUACUAAUCACAGGAGAGAUAGGGAGAAAGAGAAGGACACGAGCCAGACUCAGGAGGUUGAGGACUUGAAAGACCCCAAUUUGCCCCAGCUUGUGCAAGAAAUUAGGGAUAAACUUGUGAGGGGUACUGUUGAGUGUAUGAUCUGUUAUGAUAUGGUGCAGAGGUCAGCUUCUAUUUGGUCUUGCCCAAGCUGUUAUUCUAUUUUUCAUUUGAAUUGCAUCAAGAAAUGGGCUCGUGCUCCAACAUCUAUUGAUUUGUCAGCUGAGAAGAGUCAGGGCUUUAAUUGGCGAUGCCCAGGUUGUCAGUCUGUGCAGCUCACAUCGUUGAAGGAGAUUCGAUAUGUCUGUUUUUGUAUGAAGAGGACUGAGCCCCCUUCUGAUUUGUAUUUAACCCCGCAUUCCUGUGGUGAACCAUGUGGAAAGCCGCUUGAGAGGAGAGUUCCAGGUGCUGGUGAGAGCAAGGAUGAUCUUUGUCCUCAUGUUUGUGUUUUGCAAUGCCACCCAGGUCCAUGCCCUCCCUGUAAAGCAUUUGCUCCACCACGGGUGUGUCCUUGCGGGAAGAAACUAAUCACAACUAGAUGCUCUGACCGGAUGUCUGUUCUUACUUGUGGUCAACAUUGUGAUAAGCUUCUUGAAUGUGGGCGUCACCAAUGUGAGAAGAUAUGCCAUGUGGGUCCUUGUGAUCCUUGUCAGGUUCUAGUCUAUGCUUCAUGUUUUUGCAGGAAAAAAGUGGAGACUAUCCUCUGUGGAGACAUCGCUGUAAAAGGCGAGGUGAAAGCUGAAGAUGGUGUUUUUUCUUGCAACUUGACAUGCAAAAAGAUGUUGUGUUGUGGAAAUCAUGAAUGUGGCGAAACUUGCCAUCCAGGCCCUUGUGGGGAUUGUGACUUGAUGCCAGGCAGGGUGGAGUCAUGCUAUUGUGGGAAAACGAGUUUACAGGUGGAAAGAAAGAGUUGUUUGGAUCCAAUUCCAAAUUGUACGCAAAUAUGUGGCAAACCCCUUCCUUGUGGAAUACACCACUGUAAGGAGAUCUGCCAUGCUGGGGAUUGUCCACCAUGUCUGGUUCUUGUCACCCAAAAAUGCCGAUGUGGAUCAACCUCUCGAACUGUGGAGUGCUUCAAAACAAUUGCAGAGAAUGAAAAAUUCACAUGCGAGAAACCUUGUGGUCGAAAGAAAAAUUGUGGGAGGCACCGCUGUAGUGAAAGGUGCUGUCCUCUUUCCAACCCUCACAAUCUUCUCUCUGGUGAUUGGGAUCCACAUUUUUGUCAAAUGGCUUGUGGCAAGAAGUUGAGAUGUGGACAGCAUUCUUGUGAAUCAUUGUGUCAUAGUGGCCAUUGUCCGCCUUGCCUAGAGACGAUAUUCACUGAUUUGAGCUGUGCAUGUGGAAGAACUUCAAUCCCUCCUCCUUUGCCUUGUGGCACACCUCCCCCUUCAUGUCAACUCCCAUGUUCAGUUCCUCAGCCUUGUGGCCAUUCAGCUUCUCAUAGCUGCCACUUUGGAGACUGCCCACCUUGUUCAGUCCCUAUUGCAAAGGAGUGUGUUGGUGGGCAUGUAGUUCUUGGGAACAUACCUUGCGGUUCAAAAGAUAUCAGAUGUAACAAACUCUGUGGUAAAACCAGGCGGUGUGGUCUGCAUGCAUGUGGCAGAACUUGUCAUCCACCACCUUGUGAUACUUCGUCAGUAACUGAAGCAGGUUCAAGAGCUUCUUGUGGGCAGACAUGUGGUGCUCCUAGGAGAGAUUGCAGACAUACUUGCACUGCACUUUGUCAUCCUUCUGCUUCUUGUCCUGAUGUGAGAUGUGAGUUCCCUGUUACAAUUACUUGCUCCUGUGGCAGGAUAACAGCACCUGUUCCUUGUGAUGCUGGAGGGAGCAACAGUGGUUUUAAUGCUGAUACCGUUUUUGAAGCAUCCAUUGUCCAAAAGUUGCCUGUACCACUUCAACCAGCGGAAUCAACUGGUAAGAAAAUUCCACUUGGCCAGAGGAAGCUUGUGUGUGAUGAUGAAUGUGCUAAGUUGGAACGCAGAAGGGUUCUUGCUGAUGCUUUUGACAUCACACCCCCAAACUUGGAAGCUCUUCAUUUUGGGGAGAAUUCUGCUGUGACCGAGCUGCUUUCAGACCUCUACAGACGUGAUCCAAGGUGGGUGCUUGCAGUGGAGGAGAGAUGCAAGUACUUGGUACUUGGAAAGAACAGAGGAUCGAUAAAUGGUCUCAAGCUUCAUGUUUUCUGCCCUAUGCUGAAGGAUAAGAGAGAUGCAGUUAUGUUGAUAGCUGAUCGGUGGAAGCUUGCUGUUUAUGCUGCUGGUUGGGAGCCAAAACGUUUCAUUGUGGUACAUGUUACGCCAAAAUCCAAGUCCCCAUCACGUGUGAUUGGGGUUAAGGGUACCACCACUUUAACUGCUCCCCAUCCACCUGCAUUUGAUCCUCUAGUAGACAUGGAUCCCAGGCUUGUUGUUUCUUUUCCAGAUUUGCCAAGGGAGGCAGAUAUAAGUUCAUUAGUUCUCAGAUUUGGUGGGGAAUGUGAGCUAGUUUGGUUGAACGAUAAGAAUGCGCUGGCUGUAUUUAACGAUCCUGCUCGUGCAGCAACUGCUAUGAGAAGAUUGGAUCAUGGAUCAGUAUACCAUGGGGCAGUUGUGGUUCUUCAAAGUGUUGGUGCAUCAGCAGCACCAGUUUCUAAUCCUUGGGGAGUGUCAGGGAAUACCAAAGGAGGAGGAGCAGCUGCAGCUUUCAAGCCAGGGAAAAAGGCUGUGGUUCCAGAGCAUGGUUGGAGGGAAGAUUCAUGGGGCAGCGAAGAGUGGUGUCACGGAUCUGUGGAUGUGCAGGCUUCCGCUUGGAAGGGAAAAGAAGCUCCUAUUGCUGCUACGAUUAAUAGAUGGAGUGCCUUGGAUUCUGAAUCGAUUUCCAAGGCAUCUACCACAUCUAUUCGGACUGAAGAUCCUGCUAAACGUGCAUCUAACUUAGGAAUAGAAUCAAAUUCAAGGAUUUUCAGUUCACCUGAGCGGCUUGGAGGAAUUUCAAGUCAAGUAGAGUUGUCUGAAGUUGUGGAUGAUUGGGAGAAAGCUUAUGACACUAAGGAGACGUGGAAGCACACACUCAUUCUGUCAUAUCAAAGCAUUGGAGUGGUUUAUGGUCGCCUGAGUACUGCCCCUUUAUAUGUCUUUGGGACAAUCCCAACUGAAGAUUUCCAUUCAGAUGGAACUGCAUUUGAAUACUUCUCCUUUAUUUUCUGGACUCUGACUAUCAUUUCUUUACUUAAGUACGCCUUCAUAGUACUGAGGGCCGAUGACAAUGGGGAGGGUGGUACUUUUGCUUUAUACUCAUUAUUAUGCAGGCAUGCUAAAGUGGGUCUGCUUCCAGAUGAUAGAAGCACCAAGGAGAUCAUGCAUCAUGAAAGGGGAAGCCCUCUCAGGAUCAAGGCUGAAUCAAGGGCCAGAAGGGCUAUCGAAAAAUAUAAAAGUAGUCACUAUGUGAUGCUCUUUUUAGCACUGUCCGGAGCUUGUCUGAUAAUUGGUGAUGCAGUGCUUACCCCAUCCAUUUCAGUAUUAUCAGCUUCCUCAGGUCUUCAACGAGCAUUGUCAAAAAUUAAGUAUUCAUCUUCACCAAUGAGACAGCAAUCCAUAUCAGAUGCCAUUGAAAGAUAUGUACCGGUUGCUUUUGCAUGUGCUGUUCUGGUAUGCCUUUUCAUGCUUCAGCACUACGGGACUCGUAAAAUUGGGUUUAUUUUUGCUCCAGUUGUCACAAUAUGGCUCAUAUUUAUCGGUGGAGUGGGCAUAUAUAACAUAUUCCAUUUCAACUCUAAAAUCCUUGUUGCAAUCUCUCCAGUAUAUAUGUACAAAUUUGUAAGAAAUAUUGACAAGAGUUGGAGGUCCUUAGGUAGCAUUCUUCUUUGUGUCGCAGGAUCAGAAGCAAUGUUUGCAGAUUUGGGUCAUUUCUCAAAGAAAUCGAUCCAGAUAACAUUUAGCUGCUUGAUUUAUCCACUUCUAGUUUUUUGCUAUGCUGGUCAAGCUGCAUAUAUCUCCAAAAACUUGAAUGCUUCUGAAGAUUUUAAUCAUCUUAGUAGAUCUAUUCCUGAACGUCUUGGUCAUGUCUUCUUAUUCUUAUCUCUGCUGGCUUCAGUUAUUGGAAGCCAGGCAACAAUAACAGCCAGCUUCUCCAUCAUAAACCAGUGCCUAGCACUUGGUUGUUUCCCUAGAGUAAAAGUUAUACAUACAUCAGAUAACCGUCGUGGGCAGGUUUACAUUCCAGAUGUCAAUUGGUUACUGAUGGUCCUCAGCCUUACUGUCACUAUUGGUUUCCGUGACUUGCACAGAAUUGCAAGUUCAGUAGGUCUGGCAAUUGUUUCUGGAAUGGUAGUUACUACUUGUUUGAUGUCUCUUGUGAUUGCUUUGCAUUGGGAGAAGACCUUGUUCCUAUCAGGAUGUUUUUUAUUGUUUUUUGGGUUUAUUGAGGCUGUGUAUGUAUCAGCAUGUAUGCUGAGUUUGCACGAAGGAGGUUGGUAUCUACUUGUCCUUUCAGCAGUGACCUUCACAGUCAUGUUCGCAUGGCAUUAUGGAACUAAGAAGAAAUAUGAGUUUGAUUUACAAAACAAGGUGCCUACCGAAUGGCUCACAGAUUUAAGCCCAGGACUUGGAGUUUCUAGAGUACCUGGAAUUGGUUUAAUCUACACUGAUAUAGUGUCAGGAAUCCCAGCUUUCUUCUCACAUUUCAUUACAAACCUUCCUGCAUUUCAUCAAGUGUUGAUUUUUGUAUCUUUCAAGUUGUUACCGAUCCCAUAUGUGCUUCCAAGUGAGAGGUAUCUUGUAGGCAGGGUUGGUGCCAAAGACCACAAAAUCUAUAGGUGCAUUGUGAGAUAUGGGUACUGUGAUCAAGUCAGGGACACAGAUGAUUUUGAGGAGCAGAUUAUUCGUUCAAUAGGAGAAUUCAUUUCAUUAGAAGAAAAUGAUUCCGAGUCCCUGAUUUCUUCUGAAGGAAGAAUGAUGAUUGUUGGGAAUCCAUCACCAGAUGGAAAUGCUUUGAUUCCUUUACAUUACAACACCACCAUUAAUUUGGGUCCUGCAAACAUGGCAAAUGCUGAAACUUACAUAGGUGCAGCCAGUGAUAUGAUUGAGAAAGUUGGUCCUGUAUGCAGAAAAAAGGUAAGAUUUAUCUUACCUGAGAAUACUUCUAAAAUGCAGGUAUCUGCAAGGGAGGAGCUACAGGAACUGAUUAAUUCCAGGGAAAGUGGUACUGCAUAUUUCUUAGGCCAGUCGCAUUUAGAAUUCCGCGAUGAUUUAAAUUUCAUCAAGAAAUUCUUGAUCAUGACCUAUGUUUUUCUUGAUAAAAACUGUAGAGAACCUCCUGUGGCACUGAACAUACCUCAUGCUGCUCUUCUGAAGGUUGGCAUGGUCUACACUAUAUAAACUGUAUGCAUUGGAGAAGUUAAAAAAAUAAAAUAAGGAAGCUUGGUAAA